UCCCUGUUCGUUCUUCUUCUUCAGAGCGUAAAAACCAAUUAUUCCUUCAUUACCGGAUUACUUCUAUCUCUCUCUCUCUUUUUUUUUUAAUCUUUUUUCCAAUUUUUACUUUAAAAAUCGCGUCUCGGUCGAGGAUGACGAAGGCGAUCUCGGAGUUGGACGACGAGGCCGUGCGCAGCAUGUCCGUCGGCGCCGUCUUCACCGACUACGUGGGAAAAAUAAGUUCUCUUGACUUUCAUCGUAAAGAAGAUCUAUUAAUCACCGCGAGCGAAGAUGACUCAAUACGCCUUUAUGAUAUUUCAAGUGCAACGUUGCUGAAGACCACGUAUCAUAAGAAGCACGGUGCUGAUCAUGUAUGCUUUACUCAUCAUCCGAGUUCCAUCUUGUGUUCUUCGAGAUACAACAUAGAUGCUACAAGCGAAUCAUUGCGCUAUCUUUCGAUGUAUGACAACCGAUGCCUACGAUACUUCAAGGGACAUAAAGAAAGAAUCGUUUCACUUUGCAUGUCUCCUAUCAAUGAUAGCUUCAUGUCAGGAUCACUUGACCAUAGUGUUAGAAUAUGGGAUCUUCGCGUAAAUGCUUGCCAGGGUAUUCUGCGAUUACGUGGUAGGCCAACUGUUGCCUACGACCAACAAGGACUUGUUUUUGCCGUUGCAAUGGAAGGCGGUGCCAUUAAGUUGUUCGAUUCCCGUUCAUAUGACAAGGGCCCAUUUGAUACCUUUUUGGUCGGUGGAGAUACAGCCGAAGUUUGUGAUAUAAAAUUUAGCAAUGACGGAAAAUCUAUGGUCCUGACAACAACGAACUACAAUAUAUAUGUUCUGGAUGCGUACGGAGGGGAGAAGCGCUGCGUCUUUAGCCUGGAAACGUGUCCGAACGUAACCACUGAGGCUGCAUUUACUCCUGACGGGCGGUAUGUAGUGUCAGGAUCUGGCGAUGGAACCUUGCAUGCGUGGAACAUCGGCACGAGAAAUGAGGUAGCUAGCUGGAACAGUUACAUCGGCCCCGUGACUUGCCUGAAAUGGGCGCCCCGUCGCGCCAUGUUCGCAACCGCAUCAACCGCCCUCGCUUUCUGGAUUCCUAACCAGGCCAACUCAAGCGAGGAGCGUGCGCCAGCUGAAACGGGAGUAUGAGAAUGGUAGGAGUUUCUUCUGCCGGUAAAUACAGUUAUGAUACUUAGAUCGUGUUUGGAUGCAUGCAUAUCUUAUUCCGUUUUUUUCACUGGUAUACGCAAGUAGUAUGUAUGUGGUAUUUGAUAGAUGAGAAGUAUGAUCAAAUAUUUAGCUGAAAGAUCUAUCUUUUAAUUAAGAUGAUUUUCUAGUUAGUUUCAUGUGA
This is a messenger RNA of Ananas comosus (pineapple), 1332 nucleotides long. RefSeq names its product WD repeat-containing protein 82-B. NCBI's taxonomy places the organism in Eukaryota, Viridiplantae, Streptophyta, Magnoliopsida, Poales, Bromeliaceae. Gene Ontology annotation, molecular function: protein binding; chromatin binding. The record is from RefSeq and is a predicted model, not a curated record. The coding region runs from base 135 to 1130 and encodes 331 amino acids. The transcript is spliced from 10 exons. Gene Ontology annotation, cellular component: Set1C/COMPASS complex.